Priapulus caudatus is the source of this 411-nucleotide messenger RNA. RefSeq lists its product as uncharacterized. The transcript has a single exon. The record is from RefSeq and is a predicted model, not a curated record. Lineage: Eukaryota; Metazoa; Priapulida; Priapulimorpha; Priapulimorphida; Priapulidae. The annotation marks the transcript as partial.
AUGUCUAUUCGUCAGACCAAGCAGUGGCUAGAUAUGGGGAUAUUACCCGGCGAGAUAGCGGUUAAUCUAUCCGCCCAUCAGUUUCGGCAGGAGGAUUUGCUCGAAAGCAUCGACAAGCUAUUGACCGAAACCGGUCUACCACCCGAUUAUAUCGAGCUCGAAAUUACCGAAGGCGCGGUGAUGCAAAAUGUCGAGAGGGUCAUAGAGGUCAUGCACGACUUCAAAAACUAUGGGUUGCACCUGGCAAUAGAUGAUUUUGGCACUGGCUAUUCAUCGCUGAACUACCUCAAGCGUUUCCCAGUCGAUACAUUAAAGAUCGAUAUCAGCUUUAUCCAGGACAUGACCUAUAGUAAACGAGACCACAGCAUGGUCGCUUCGAUCAUUAACCUGGCGCAGAAUUUCGAUUUGCGG